CUCUAGUGCGGUGGACAGUUCCAACCUUAGUGGUCUUGGUGGAGGAGGUACUAUAGUGGCUUAUUGUACCGCCACUAUUAUAUGUGCCGGCAAGAUGGUUUACCCGAGCAAGAAGCCGGCGCUGGAGAGGAUGGAGAGCGUGCUGGAUGAACGAGAGAAGUUCGGGGUGCCGGACGCCAUCCUGCUGGAGGACUACCUAAACGAGCAGGUCUUCAUCGAGAACCUCAAGAAACGCUACCAUGAGAACCUGAUUUAUACGUACAUCGGGCAGGUGGUGAUCUCCGUCAACCCGUACAAGGACCUGGGGCUGUAAGAUGAGUACCUGGAGAAGUACAGGAACGUCAACUACAAGGUCCCGCCCCAUGUGUUCGCCAUCACAGAAAAUGCCUACAGGUCCAUGACGGCCGAAGUCGCUGACCACUGCAUCCUUAUUUCAGGUGAGUCAGGGGCCGGUAAGACGGAGGCCAGCAAGCAGGUGUUGCGGUUCCUGGCGGCGACAUCUCUUCACCGGCGGGAGAUGGACCGUGUUAGAGAUCGCCUCCUACACAGUAACCCUCUACUGGAGGCCUUCGGCAAUGCCAAAACCAACAGAAACGACAACUCCUCCCGCUUCGGCAAGUACAUGGACAUCGAGUUUAACUUCAAGGGUGACCCAGUUGGUGGACACAUUCUGAACUACUUGCUGGAGAAAUCACGUGUUAUUCACCAGGAGAUUGGAGAGAGGAGUUUCCACAUAUUUUACCAACUUCUUGCGGGUGCUCCUGAUGAACUGAUAGAGAAACUCCAUCUUCAGAGAGAUCCAGACACCUACUUCUACCUCAGACAGGGCAAAAACAGUGUUGUCAAUUCCAUCAAUGAUCGAGCAGACUUUGAGGCUGUUGACCAUGCACUGGACAUUCUCAGCUUCACAACGGAGGAACAGGAGUCUAUUUGGGGAGUGGUGGGAGCCAUCUUACACUUGGGUAAUGUUGCCUAUGAAGCAGAUGAUGAUGGACUCGCUAGGGUUAAAGAUGAAACGCCCAUUAGUGACUGCAGCAAGUUACUAGGCUGUGAAAAGGACGAGAUGCUUAAAGCUCUCACACAUCGUACCAUUGAGGCACGUGGAGAUGUUGUCACUUCACCCCUCAGCCCAGACCAGGCUGUCUAUGCCCGAGAUGCCCUUGCCAAGUCAGUGUACGAGCGUCUCUUCGACUGGCUCGUGGUGAGACUAAAUCACUCUCUUCAAUGCCCUGAGGCGGGAAGGAAAACUCUUCUUGGUAUUCUUGAUAUCUAUGGCUUUGAGAUCUUUGACAAGAAUGGGUUUGAACAGUUCUGUAUUAACUACUGUAAUGAGAAACUACAGCAAGUGUUCAUUGAGCUGACCCUUAAGAGUGAGCAGGAGGAAUACAGGCGAGAGGGAAUAGAGUGGGAACAAGUGCAGUACUUUGACAACAAGAUCAUUUGUGAUUUAGUGGAGGAAAAGCACAAAGGCAUCAUUUCCCUCUUGGAUGAAGAAUGUCUUCGUCCUGGUGAUGCAACAGAUUUAACCUUCCUUUCCAAGAUGAAUUCUCACCUGGCUUCUCACGAACAUUACUUUAGCUAUGACACUUCUCAUAACAACAAGGUAAAGAAAACAAUUAAUAAGGAUGAAUUCCGCUUGCGGCACUAUGCAGGUGAAGUUGCCUACCGAGUACAAGGCUUUCUGGACAAGAACAAUGAUUUACUCUUCCGUGACCUUAAGGAGACCAUGACACAUACCUCUAAUUCGAUAACUAACAUCGUUUUUCCCAAGGAUGAACUGCUCAGAAAGAAGAGACCUGCUACUGCUGCCACACAAUUCAAAAACAGUUUGGCUGAUUUAAUGACCAUUCUCAUGAGCAAGGAACCUUCUUACAUUCGUUGCAUCAAGCCUAAUGAUGACAAGCGAUCAUUUUACUUUGAUGAGGAGCGUGUGAGCCAUCAGGUGAAAUAUCUUGGUCUAAUGGAAAAUUUGAGGGUGAGAAGAGCAGGUUUUGCCUACCGCCGUACGUAUGAAAUCUUCUUGGGCCGAUACAAGUCUGUGUGUCCUGCUACAUGGCCAAACUACCCAGGACCAGCCAAGGAUGGCGUGAAAGCUAUUGUUCAGCAUCUUGGCUAUCAUCCAGAUGAUUACCGAAUGGGAGCAACUAAGUUGUUCAUCCGGUUGCCAAAGACACUCUUCCAGACUGAAGAUGCUUUCCAAAAACGAAAGAGUGAACUAGCAACUAUGAUCCAGGCUAAGUGGAAGGCAUUCAUGUACAAAAGAAGGUUCCUUAGGAUGAAAGCAGCAGUGACUGCACUGGCCAAGCACUGGAGACGUGUAAUCGCUCAGAGAUUGCUUGUCCGCAGGAAAUGGGCUGUUGGAGUUGUGCGAGCGUUUGUGAAGGGCUUCAUCACUCGCAAUGAACCUGUCAACCCUACAAAUGCUCGGUUUCAACAGUUGGUCAAGUGUGAAUAUCUGUUUAGAUUAUCGAGGUCCCUCCCAACCAAUGUUUUGGACAAGAGUUGGCCAAGUGCUCCAGCCCCCUGUGCUGGGACCUCAACACUCCUUCAUGGUCUGCAUCGUACUUACCUUGCCCGGAAAUAUGUGAAGGCUCUGCUACCAGAAAAGCGAGCCAUGUUUGAGGAGAAGAUUUUGGCUGAGCAACUGUUCAAGGAAAAGAAAAUAAGUUACCCUCAAAGUUUGCCAAACUGGUUUGUAAACUCUAGGCUAGACCCAGUAACUGAGAGUUUGAGGAAAACUGCAUUUGAGGACAUAAUCAAGACAGCGGGAGAAAAAACAAAGUACUGCAUACCAUGCACCAAGUUUGAUCGUCACGGCUACAAACCCCGGGAACGCAUCUUGAUCCUUACAUCGGGAGCUCUGUACUUGCUAGAAGCAAAGGAGAAUAAGCUGAAGCAAAAGCAUCGAUUCUCUCUAAAGGAAGUUCAAGGCCUACAUGUGUCUCCAAAUGCAGAUAACCUUCUUUUGAUACAGAUUCCUGCAGAGAAUGCCAAGAGAGAUAAGAGUGAAGGUGCUUGUGACCCUAAUCCAAAGGGUGACUUAAUCAUCAGUGUACCAAAUGUGAUUGAAGCUGUAACCAAGAUCAUAACAGUCAGUGACAACCCUGAAGCGCUCAAAAUUGCAGAAUCUGAGAGCAUUGGUCACACAAUGAAGAAUGGAAAGAUGGGUACAAUUAUGCUUGACACUGGCUCAUCAGUCACCACUAUCAAUAAAAACAAGGAGGGCAAACUAUUAGUGGUGGCUGGACAGUGAGGAUCAAGUGAUAUAUAGUAACAUAAGAAAAACUGGCACAAGAUGACUUAUUGUAAACAUUUAAACUGAUAAGGAAAAUGAAGGGAAGGAACAAGUUUAUGGGGUUGAGAGUGAAAUAGAAUAAUGACUUCAGACCUGCAAAUAUACUAUCUAGUAAUUUGGAUGUUUAUCAGCCUUGAUCCCCAUCAGUUUUGCAUGACAAGCUGACUUUAAAAGGAAAUGAUAGUCUUUUGAGCUGAUAUACAAGUGACUGUAUUUUGUUAUAUUUUAGAAACUGUGUAAUAAAGUGCCUGCACUUCUUUUUGAAGCACUAGAUGAACAAAUAUAGUUUUUUUUUUAUUUUAGCCAAAGCUCCUAUGUAGCUCUGAAAUUGGUACAGUUCCUGUGGUUUGAAACUAUUGCUAAUGUACUGGAGUCCUAAUAACUUGCUGAUCAUGAAAGAACACCGACAAUGUUUAAGGUCUGUAAUUUUCACAUUAAUUUUUGCUGUAAAUAAAAGAGAAACAAAUCUUCAGUAACUUCUGAAUAUUGUAGUGAGAGAGAUAGCAGUGUUUGUAAUUUAUUACCUACUUAUUUUUAUAUUUAUUACUAGUCAUAAAAGAUUGUUUAGUCUUAAUACUGUGAUAUAUUUAGCACAGUUCAUGAUGGUGUUCCAAGAUGCCAUUUAUGUCGUAUGCACAGAGUGGCUUUGAAAAAAAAAACCAAUGGUCAUAACCCCAAUUUCUUGGGCAAAAACGAUCAUCCUAAAUAGAAGUUUGAGUACGGAACCAUAUGAUUUUUUAGAAGGGGCAUCAUAGGUAGCUAUAAUUAUUCAAUGCAUUAAAAAAAAAGUGGUAGGGAUUUGCUUGAGAGUUUUCUCCACACACAAUUACAAAUUUGAAUAGUUCAAAUAUCUUUACCUCCAGUUACAACUCCCUAAUUGGCUCUUUCCCACAAUAAUGGAAGGCAACUGGAAUAAAUUUAAAAAAUGGUCAUGCAAAUUUUAACUACAAUGAAGUUUACAACCACUCUUGAGCAUGUGUCUGUCUUAACUUUGUGUUAACUUGUAGUAUUUCAUUGAAUAUCUCAGUGUAUUCUAUACUGAAAAUGCUACUUAUGCUUUAACAAAAAGAUUUAAACUGUAUCAAUGAAUUUUGUUUCUGCAUAUUGAGUAGAUCCAUGCAGAAUCUUACUGAAACUUUUGGCUACUGUAUAUACAUAAUUAUUAGUUCUAUAGAAACCACAGCAGAAAUGGUCCAAACUUUGAAUAAUAAAGUUUGUUUGCUUGCUUAGUUAACAGUGCAGGUGAAGAAUUUGGGUUAUAUAUGCAUGAGGACAACUCAAAUGUAGAGAAUGUUAAUGUUUCUAGUAUAUAAUGUGAGAGCAUGUGGAGAUUCAUGGUGGCCAGUGUUGUAAAAAGAACCCAUACAAGAUUUUUUUAUGUACAGGUAAAUAGAUAAAAUAUAAACUUAGAGAAACAAAAUUGGGAACACUUGCACAUUUAGAGUUACGUGCAUUACCAAAUAAGGGGAAGUACAAGUUAUUUUCUUUGCAUUGUCAUUCCACAUAUUUAGGAGUACUGUAUUAUGCUACUUUUUCUGAACAUAUUUUAUUUUGUGUAUUAUACCAGCAUUGAACCUUUUGUUAGUAUGACUAACUAUUAAAUGGAGGAUUUUUUGUUUUAAAUGUACAUAGUCUGUAAUAGAAUAUUGUUUUGGUGCUAAAUUAUAAGUUACUAUUGCUAUUAUUAUUGUGGUAAAUGCCUCAUGUGUUGCAUUUAUAUUGUUAACCAUGGUGAUGUAGGUUCUUUUUUAUUAUAAUGUGUGGAAUUCAUGAUAUUUUGGGAUUUUUCUAAUGUGUGGGGAGGAUUGUUUUGCCUGGCAACGGUGAUUUCCAGGCUCUGAACUAGUGCAUUCCUUCUUGUAAGCAAAGAUACCACCUCUUUCAGUGUUGCGAUUAAAUGUUAGUUAUUUUGUGAUUUAAUAUAUAAUUACCUUUGUGAAGCCUUUAACUUAUUAAUGCCCUAAGAGAGAUUAAUUGGUUGUACUUAUGUUAAAAUCAUUUAAAUAGUAAGCUCACCAACUAGACAGAUGACCACAUUAGUUAGUACAGCCAUAUAUACAGUAUGCAUAUGGUUUUCUUGGUGAGGCUGCACUGUUGGGAUAAAUGAUACCAUCAGCAAUUACAGAUGAUUACUUUUAAAAGUCCUAAGGAUAUCUUAAUAUUAGUGAGAAUUGCUGACUCGAACAUUAUUUUUAAAUAUCUGUAGGAAUACACUUUCAUGAUUUGCUUUAGCUUUUUUGUUACUGAUAAACAUAUUGAGUGCCUUACCCAUGUAAUGUAGAAGUAUACGUGUUUGCUUGCAGUUUUGUCAGUGAUAAACCCAAUGUAACUUGUGGUUUGAUUUUUUGCAAUGUGCCAAGAAUGUACAAGAUAUGAAUAUGAAAUUA
Molecule: messenger RNA, 5682 nt
Organism: Homarus americanus (American lobster)
Lineage: Eukaryota; Metazoa; Arthropoda; Malacostraca; Decapoda; Nephropidae
Gene: Myo61F
Product: unconventional myosin IC-like
Biological process (GO): actin filament organization; vesicle transport along actin filament
Cellular component (GO): cytoplasm; actin cytoskeleton; plasma membrane
Molecular function (GO): microfilament motor activity; ATP binding; actin filament binding
Source: RefSeq, a predicted model, not a curated record